This is a messenger RNA of Uncinocarpus reesii 1704, 852 nucleotides long. Its product is annotated as cytochrome c peroxidase. The transcript has 2 exons. The record is from RefSeq and is a predicted model, not a curated record. Gene Ontology annotation, molecular function: peroxidase activity; heme binding. Gene Ontology annotation, biological process: hydrogen peroxide catabolic process; cellular response to oxidative stress; response to reactive oxygen species. NCBI's taxonomy places the organism in Eukaryota, Fungi, Ascomycota, Eurotiomycetes, Onygenales, Onygenaceae. The coding region runs from base 1 to 852 and encodes 283 amino acids.
AUGAGUAAGCCAGGCGAUUUCGAAGCCGUCCGGAAGGACAUCAUUGCCCAGAUGAAACAGCCAGGCUACGACGACGGCAGUGCUGGCCCCGUCUUCGUCCGUCUUGCCUGGCACUCGUCCGGCACAUAUGACAAAGAAACCGACACCGGAGGUUCCAAUGGUGCAGGUAUGAGAUAUGAGAAAGAAGGCGGCGACCCAGCAAACGCAGGCCUCCAAUUUGGCCGAGCAUUCCUCGAACCCGUGAAGAAGGCACACCCUUGGAUCACAUACUCCGAUCUCUGGACGCUCGCCGGCAUUGUGGCGAUCAAGGAGAUGGGCGGCCCUGAGAUCCAGUGGAAGCCCGGACGUACCGAUUUCGUAGACGACUCUAAGCUCCCGCCACGCGGACGCCUGCCAGACGCGACACAAGGACAAGACCAUCUCCGUCGCAUCUUCUACCGCAUGGGCUUCAACGACCAAGAGAUCGUCGCUCUCUCGGGCGCACACAAUCUUGGCCGCACGCACGCCGACCGUAGCGGCUUCAACGGGCCCUGGGUCAACAAUCCCAUCCGCUUCUCAAACCAGUAUUUCAAACUCCUCAAGAACUUGGAAUGGAAGCCGACGACGCUGUCCAACGGAGUCAAACAGUUCACAUACGUCGACCCAGACGUUCCCGAGGACGAGAAGGAGGAGCCGCUGAUGAUGCUUCCGACGGAUAUGUGUUUGCUCUCGGAUCCCGAGUUCGCCAAAUGGGUGGAUCGAUAUGCAGAUGACAAGGAGCUGUUUUUCGACCAUUUCGCCCGUGCAUUUGCCAAGUUGCUGGAGCUGGGGGAUUCAGCGAGACGCCAGUGGAAGGAUUACCAACACAGAUAA